AUGAUAAAAUUUGGAACAAGAAGCAUUAAUUAAUUUAUGCAACAAUAAAAAGAUUUAUUUGGUCACUAUAAAUAGCCAAAAAUAAAGGAAGACUCUUAUGUAACAGGUUUGAAAUUAGCUAAUUCUCUAAAGGGAAGUGAAUUAGUACCAUUUAUUCCAAUAAAUGGAAGAUAAGUGAAGUAUAAUAAAUAUUUAAAUGAUAGCUUUUAUUAUUGUGGUCCAACAGUAUAUAGUAAUUCUCAUUUGGGUCAUGCAAGGUAAUGAUAUGGGUAUUAUGAUUAUAGAACAUAUUUGGGUAUUGAUGUAAUAAGAAGAACAUUAAGAGAUUAUUUUAAUUAUGAUCUUUUGAGUGUUAUGAAUAUAACAGAUAUAGAUGAUAAGAUAAUAAAUGGAGCGAAAUAAGCCAAAUAAGAUUUUCUUGAAUUCACAAAAGUAUGGGAAAAGGAUUUCUUUACCGCCAUGGAAGCAUUGAAUAUAGAAUUGCCUGAUGUAAUAACUAGAGUUAGUGAUUAUGUUCCUGAGAUUGUUACAUUUAUAGAGAAAAUAAUAGCAAAUGGCUAUGCAUAUGAUAGCAAUGGAAGUGUUUAUUUUGAUGUUCAAAAAUAUGUGUCUGAUGGAGUAAUUUUAAUAUAUAUAAUAAUAAUAUAGCAUACAUAUCCAAAAAUGAGACCAGAAAUGAAUGUAGAACUAUUAUAAGAAGGUGAAGGAGAAUCAUAAGUGAAUAAAUAAUAAGAGAAAAGAAGUGCAAAUGAUUUUGCAUUAUGGAAAGCGAGUAAACCAGAAGAACCUAAAUGGCCUAGUCCUUGGGGAGAAGGAAGACCUGGAUGGCAUAUUGAAUGUUCAGUUAUGGCUAGUGCUAUUUUAGGAAAUCCUAUUGAUUUACAUGCUGGAGGUAUUGAUUUAAUAUUCCCUCAUCAUGAUAAUUCAUUAGCAUAAGCUGAAGCAUGUUUUAAUUGUGAUCAAUGGAUUAAUUAUUUUAUACAUCUUGGACAUCUUAAUAUUGCUGAUCGUAAAAUGUCUAAAUCUCUUAAGAACUUUCUUACUAUUGAUGAAGUUCUUAAAAGAUAUACUGCUAGAUAAAUUAGAUUAAAUUUUGCUAUUCAUUAAUAUGAUGCAGUCAUGAACUAUUCCGAAGAAUAAGUGGAAUAAGCCAUUUCUAAAGAUAAAGCAUAUUAAGAAUUCUUCUAAAAUACUAAAAUUUAUUUAAGAGAAUCUUCAGUCAUAGGUCCUUAAAAAUGGACUUAGAAUGAUUUCUAAAUUAACUAUUUACUUAGGAAUACUAAAGAAAUCAUUCAUGCUGCUUUAUUAAAGAACUUUGAUUUCCCUACUGUUAUAGAUGCUAUUGAUAAAUUAAUUAAUCAAGUUAAUGUAUAAAUUGCAAAUAAAACAGUUAGACCUCCUUUACUUUAAAGUGUUGUUUAAUACGUGAAUUUCAUUCUAGGAGUAAAAUUAUUUAAUUAUAUUCUUUAGUUGAUGGGACUCAAUUAUUAAAAUUAAAAUAAUACAUCUACAGAUAUAUAAUAAAUUAUGGCUGAAGUAUGUUCAAUUAGAGAUUAAGUUAAAUUAGCUGCUAGAAAAGGAGAUUUUGAUGCCAUAUCUACAAUUGUAUCUUAAAAGUAAUUCCAAUAUGAAAAAAACUUAUCUAAUGGAAUUGUAGAUUGCAUCAAUCAUUUCUAAUAAUAAGUUUUAGUUGCUUCUUAAGGUAAAAAUAAAUAAGAACUAUUUACACUUUGUGAUAAAUUAAGAGAUGAAUAAUUAUUUGAAUUAGGAAUCAAAAUUGAAGAUAAAGAUAAAUAAUAAGUAUUAAUAUAUCUUAUUAUAAGGCAUCUAUAUGGAAAUAAUAUGAUCCAAAAGAAUUAAAAUUAGAAAGAGAAUAAUAAUUAAAAUUAAUUCAAUAAAAAGAAUUAAUCAAGAAAAAAGAAGAAGAGAAAAAAAAAUAAGAAGAACUUGAAAAACUUGAAAAAGCAAAAAUUCAUCCAAAAGAUAUGUUCCUAUCUUAAAUAGAUAAAUACUCAGAAUUUGAUGAAAAAGGCAUUCCAAUCAAAGAUAAAGAUGGAAAUGAAUUAUCCAAAAAAUAAAAAAAAGUAGUCCAAGAUUUAUGGGAAAAACAAAAUAAAAUACACAAUCAAUAUUUAGAAUCAUUAAAGAAAUAAUAAUAAUGA
Messenger RNA from Paramecium sonneborni, 2162 nucleotides. Lineage: Eukaryota; Ciliophora; Oligohymenophorea; Peniculida; Parameciidae. The record is from the annotation of a GenBank genome assembly.